Messenger RNA from Vombatus ursinus (common wombat), 2850 nucleotides. RefSeq names its product IQ motif and ubiquitin domain containing (gene IQUB). The transcript is spliced from 13 exons. Lineage: Eukaryota; Metazoa; Chordata; Mammalia; Diprotodontia; Vombatidae. Gene Ontology annotation, molecular function: protein binding. Bases 88 to 2664 code for a protein of 858 amino acids. Gene Ontology annotation, biological process: cilium assembly. The record is from RefSeq and is a predicted model, not a curated record. Gene Ontology annotation, cellular component: acrosomal vesicle; motile cilium.
CAGCUGGCGGCUUAGACGCUUUAGCUGGUGGUGUUAAUUGAGCGAAGGACAAACCUAGGCGAAGAAGAUCACUAAGUCGGGAAAAUAAUGGAUCAAGGAGAGGAGAUUAAUGAUCAAAGUGGAGUAGAAUUAGCUGAUACAAGAGAGACUGAGGCAACUGAAACAGUGAAUGAUGUGGUGACAGAAGAGAACAAGGGAAAGACCACGGGACAGACCACGGGAAAGACCACAGGAAAGACCAUGGGAGAGUCCAUGGAAGGGACCCAGCAGGAUUUCAAAGAGGAGGGGGGCCUGGAGAAGCAAGAGCAUGACAGAAGCACCCAGGAGGAAAGUAUGGAGAGGGAGAAAUCACCGAGUGUGUACUUAGAAGCCCCCAACACAAAGGGCAAAAAAGUGAGAAUGGGGGAGACCACACAGAGUGCAAAGGAUGGGCUACCCGAAAACAGGGGAAAGCCCCACUGGUGGAGUGCAAAAGUUGUGGAGAAGGAGCCCCGCGCCAGGCCAAUGGGAAGGCCGUUACCGCAGACUGAUUUCCCUUCAUCUUAUUUGAACAAAAUAAAGGCCAUAAAGGAGGCUUUGAAGACGACAGUGGCAGACCUUACAGCCAUAGUAAAAGUUACGCUUAUUCCUGUGGACCAGAUAGUUACAUUUAAUUUUAAAAUUGAUGUCUUCUUAAAACAACUCAAGGAACACUUUUCACAGCUCUUAAAUAUACCGUCUAAAUAUCUACAAUUGACGUACCAGGGGAAAACUCUGAAAAAUUCUGAAACCUUAAUGCAUCUUGGAGUUAAUCCAGAAGACGUUGUAAAAUUGGAAUUAUAUUCCUCAAAUCCAACUCAUUAUCCAAUCAAAGCAGUAUUUCGAAAAAUGCAGGGUAUUCGCGAUAUCAUAACUGUUAGAGUGCAAUCUGGUGUUAGAAUGUACCAAGAUGUAACUGUUGAGAUUGAAAGAAUUGACUUCCACAAACCAUUUCUGGGUGGAUUCAGACAUAAAAUAACAGGAACAGAAUAUCAUAAUGCAGGGACACAAACAGCACCCAAAAAACUACCUAUAAAAACGAACAUCUUUUCUAGAGAGACCCAGACGGUCACUGAGAGAAAAAAGCUCAUAGCAACUACAAGCAGAACAUCUACACAGAUGACUAAAAUUGGUGUGUAUGUGUCUAAUAUGACUGAUAAACUGAUAACUCCAGGAAAAUAUUUUACAGCAGCUCAAUAUCAUGCACGAAGAUUGGCAGCGGUAAUAGUGAUCCAAAAAUAUUUCCGAAGGUGGCAUGCCAAAAAAUUUGUAGAAAACUUAAGAGAACAAAAAAGAAAAAGGUUGGAGUGGGAAAUGCAAGAAAAAUUAAGGAAGGAAAAGGCAAAGAAAGAGUGGCUGCAAAGAGACUAUGAUCGGAGAAUAAAUCCACAAGCAAAUGAAGACUUUGAACUUCUUUUCCAUGCGUUGGAAGUUUGGAGGCAAGAACAGCUCUGUCACAUUGAUCAGAAUUUCACUGGGGCUAAAAGGAAAGCUGCUUUAUGUGAACUUUUAGAAAAAGAAACACAAAUAAUUGCUUCCAUUGGGAGGCAAAGAAUCCUUGCCAAUAAUCGGAAGUAUGAAAAGUCAAUAUUCACAUUCUUGGAUAAGUGUUCAGCUCCAAAGAAGUGGAUAUCAUCUGAUGACAGAGAAAUAUUAAUGGAUACACAAUAUACUAUCAGAGCCAGAGAGCUGCAAGAUAUCUAUAACUGCAUUAUAAUUAAAAACAUCUGUGAUGAUGAGAGGCUAGAUGUGCUGUUAACACUGAAACACACUGUAAAGGAACAUGAAUGUAAACUGACCCAGGACAUCUUAGAAUUGAUUGACCGAGAGGUUGAUCUUAUGAUGAGAGGAGUUAAAAGCUGUAAUCUUGAAGGACUCAGAAAAAGAAUAGCUACACUAUUUCUUCAAUACAUUAAAACACCCUUGUUUAAUCCUGAAGUUGCCAGAUACCUUAAGGUUCCGCAAGAUCCAACAGAGUUUUAUAAAAAUACUUACUUUUGUCGCAGUUGUGAGUUGUAUUUGCCAUCCACAGAGUUCUCCAUCUCGUCCACUUCCUACCAUGUUAGCAGAUGUCGUCAGUGCUGUACGCUUGACAAUGAAGCCCGACAGCGUGAGGCAUUUUUGAAAUACAAGUUUUUACUCAAACAGCUCUAUCAAUCAGAAGCUGAUUAUGAAGAUGAUUCUAAGAUUGCUUAUCUGAUGCAGCUACAAGAUCUCCAGUACCUGAUUGAGAACAUUUGGGCUUCCCAGUCAGCCCUCAGCGCCUGGAGUGAUCUCUAUGAUUUGGUCAUUGUCAGAUGGAACAAAACCCAGGAAUGGGCACCUUGGAACUGUAUUCUCCUCACUAAAGAUGAAGCAAAUGCUCAUCUCAAGAUGAAGAGCCUUGAAGAGGGAUAUGAACCAGUGUUUAUUCACAAGAUCAACCAUAAGCACAUUCUAGCUAAGAACUAUUUUUCUCAGAUUCCAAUGAUGGCUGCAUUUUUACAUGUUUAUGACACUGAAGAUGAAGCAAAGGAGAAAGAAAGUAAUGAAACAAAGGACAAAGAAAGUAACCAAACAGAGGAGGAAACAGAUAAGGAAACAGUGGUGUCUGUAAUGCCCAGGUCUACACCUAACGAUACAGAGGCGGAAUGCCUUCCACAUUAGUGUUUUCCUCUGUGACUAAUUGAGUAACAUGACUGUAAUGCAAGUAAAGGAAAGGGUUUGUGCCUUUUUGUAGCAUUUCUUAAUUACUAAUCUUUGGGAAUGGGAUGAGUUUUAUGAAGAUAAAACAUCCUUACAUCAAAUGUUUUAAUGUUGGUCUAUUCGUUUAAAAUCAGCUUUUGUAACCAU